Melampsora larici-populina 98AG31 is the source of this 1318-nucleotide messenger RNA. RefSeq lists its product as uncharacterized. NCBI's taxonomy places the organism in Eukaryota, Fungi, Basidiomycota, Pucciniomycetes, Pucciniales, Melampsoraceae. The record is from RefSeq and is a predicted model, not a curated record. Gene Ontology annotation, cellular component: mitochondrion. Gene Ontology annotation, biological process: intrinsic apoptotic signaling pathway. The coding region runs from base 7 to 747 and encodes 246 amino acids. The transcript has 2 exons.
GCAAAGAUGAUGAAAAUGUCAAAUUUAACGAAGCAUGCUCAAUACACUUCAAAGGCUCUUCAGCAUUCCAUUCGAUCCAUAUCUUCCUCCGAUUCUCUUUUCAUCAAUUCGACCUCUAGUCAGCUGUCAUCACGCAAACCAGACUUAGGUCAACUAUCAUCUCAUGACAUCGUAGGACCACCUUCUCCAACAUCCAAUCUAAGGCCUGUAGAAUACGCACCUUUAUUUUCAACCAGUACCAUCUUCCCCGAAGCAAGUGCAUCCGCCACUCCAUCCUCGGGUUCGAGGUCAUCACAUCCCUACUCAUUAAAUGAAUUUAACACCCAAUCUACUCCCUUACCUCCCUCCCUUACCGAACUGAGGAAUAAACUCCAUUUAGAAGACCUCGAAUGGAUUACCUUUCGUAAACGGAUCGAUAAGAUGAAUGAAACCUUCUGGGCUCAUCAGUCAACUGACUUUGAAACAUUAGAAGAAGCUGAAAAACAACGUGUACUACUACUAGCCUCGAUCGAAAGCUCUGGUCUCGGUUCACCUUCCUCUGCCGAUCAACAACAACUCAUAAGUUCUGCUUUAGACAAAUUUUAUAAAUCAUGGCUCUUGAAUGAACAAGCUCGGUUUAAAGCAUACAACUUGACUUGGUGGAAAGCUCAACCUGAACUCUUACGUGGUAGUUGGAGAGCUCAAAAACGAGUUUGGAGAUGGAAAUUAGCUUGUUGGCUUCAUACUUGGCGUUUCUUUCAGCCCUAGCGCUUGGGAAUCUUGAGUGUGUUUGUUUGAUCCCAACCGAAUUCAUGUCGAUUGGCUGCUAGAACUUGUAUGAUCUUAUUUCACUCACAAAAGUUAUGCCAACUUGAUAAUAAUUGUAUUUGUAAAAUUCACCAUGAUCAAACGUCUUCACCUCGAGCCAAGCAGCUUGGAUUGAAUGGCUGUGUGGCUGUGAUGAUGCACAUUUCUUCACUUUGAGUGAACCCACCCAUUCGGACCUAGCACAAGCUCGAGAACAUCGGUUCUAUCUUGCCACAAGGAUGUUGCGUGAAUGAAGAAGCCCUAACAUCAAAAGAUUUAUGUACUUCUUGCGGUCGAGUCCAUCAGCAAUUAUGAGCCUGAACUUUUGACUUGCAAUGACAAUGGAUAUCUCAAAGUCAUCAUAUCAUGUAUCAUAUCACAAUCAAACCACCAUUCUAAAUCAGUCACUUUUUCUGUUCCACCUUUUUUCGUUACUAAUUUCAACUACAUUGUUUCAUCUAUCUCGUUCGUUGAAAAGGAUUUCAUGUUCUCUUGCAUAUCAGGUGAUGCAUCAAUUGUCCCCAGAUGAACU